Molecule: messenger RNA, 8037 nt
Organism: Symbiodinium sp. CCMP2456
Lineage: Eukaryota; Dinophyceae; Suessiales; Symbiodiniaceae
Source: the annotation of a GenBank genome assembly
GCUACCGAAGGAUCUUCGGAUCCUUGGGCCUCCCCGGGAGGCAGCUGCACUUCGACGCCCGCACCACGACCGUGCUCUACGUCUUCGUGACCACUUGGCUGUUCUUGAAGAACACGGGCAUCCACCUGCCCAACAGCCACGGAAAUUCGAGCAGCUGCCUGGAGUGCUGCAAUUUCUCCACUGGCCUCGGCCAGGAAGUUUUCCCUUUCAAGGUUGUAGGCUACGAGAAGUUCGACGAGAAGUUCCUGAGCGGCAAGGCCCUCCUCUUCUACCUGCACCCCGACGGGCCCCUCACCUACCUUCUCAUCGGCUACCAGAACGAGAACUUUCAGGACGUUCCGCCUGGCUGGGCUCCCAACAUCAGCGACUACCCUCUUCGCUUGUAUUUCGAGCCUUUGAAGCUUUGGUACAGGAUCUACGAGGGCGAUGACACCAUGGUGGGCCCACUUGUGGCGGGCAGGCUGCAAGGGAAGGCCCAGAGAUUGGGCAUGCAGCUCAGGCUGCCGAGACCAGACGGAGGCGUCGACGUCGGAAGCGACGCCUUAGUGCGUCUCAGCGUCGACGAAGUUCGCGACCCACAGAACCAGGGCGUCAUCUUGCAACACUCCAUCCCCAGCGGGAUACAAGCCUUAUGCAACAGCCUCAAGGAUGCCUUCGGAGUGAGCGACCAAGAGGUUGUGUCCCAGAGCAUAGAAGCUUUCUUCGAAUUCCGACGAGGCAAGAUGAGCUUUCAGGAGUACGCGAUCGAGUUCGACAUCCGCCUGGAAGAAGCAGUCACCCGGGCGGGCUUGGACUUGAACGACGUGGCCAAGUUCUACUUGUUCUUCCGGGGCAGCGGCUUACCGUACAAGUUCAUCGAGGACAUCAAGCUGCAGCUCCAGGGAGAUCUUCGUCGGUACCAGGAGGCCAGAGUGCUGGCGCUGAGGUUGAUUACCAAGAAAGACGAUUCAGGUGAGACUUUCUUCGAGGACACCGAGAACAACCUCCCCGCGGAAGAUGGCUGGGACAACCGCUCUUGGACCGAGGAUAGCUGGUCCUGGGUGGAAGAUGCAAGCCCGGGCCAUCAAGCUAAGUACUGGUUGGACCAGGACUUCUACGAGCCCUACUACGACGGCGCCUACUAUGACGAAAGCUAUGAUGACUGGUAUGAGAAUGAAAGUUGGACUGAGCCUUGGGAUGAGCAGCCUCAAGGGGAACAAGAAGCUGCCUCUUCCUCAGAGCCGGCGGCCCUGGCUGCUCAAUCUGCGGUUCCAGAUGGCAUGCUGCAAGCUCCUGCCCGGUGGGAGCCAACCCAAGCUACGGUGGCGGCAAAGGAAAAGGAAAGUCGAAAGGCUUUGGCGGUCCCUCUGGAUGGCCGAGGCUACUACGGGUACACCGUGGAGAAGACCCUUGUAGGCAGCUUCGGCGAGUCCAAGAUGUCGUCGCCGAAAGACGACAUCAACGGCACACCGGAGCAGACGUUAGGAGAGGUCUCUCUCCCACUCAAGAUGGCCGAGCUGAACAGCACCUACUCAGCAGAGGUGAUAGAUUCGGGCCACUACUUGCUCCCCGUUGAUGAACAGGCUCCUCUGCCCAUCGACGCCCGCAAGAACGUGGAACAGAUGCUUUUCACAUGGUCAGAGGAGAUACAAGAACGCUGGAGCGACUUUCGCUCCAGUCCAAAGACUUUCUCCACUACCACAGAGGCCAAGCGAGAUGAAGCAAGAGAUGCAGACUCCAGUUCAAAUACUUUCUCCACUACCACAGAGGUUGAACGAGAUGAAGCGAGAGAUGCAGACUCCAGUCCAGAGACUUUUCCCACUACCACAGAGGUCAUGACAGAUGAAGCGAGAGAUGCUGGCUCCAGUUCAGAGACUUUCUCCACUACCACAGAGGUCCAUGUUUUUAAAGAUGUGUCGUCAGCAUCGGGGUCCACUAAGUCCAUGUCGUCAGCAUCGGGGUCACCUGUCAGCAAGCCGUUUCUCGAUGGUCCUGAUGUGAGAACUACGAGAACAGAGGACUUUUGGACCCUGAACAGCGAGUACCUGACUCGACGCCACAAAGUAGCUCGCAGGAUCCUCUUUACUCCGAACUGUGCCAUCGACUGCCCCAUCGAACGCUCCCAGAUCCAAGGAAGGAGAGUCACGGAGAUCCACUACGUGCCUAGGAAUGCCGCGGGCAGGGUACUGGAAGACAACUGGAUCACGGCUACAGCUCCCAACUACGACCUCGGCAGCUUGUGGACAGGGACUACUCGGUUUCGGCUCCAACCACCUCCUCUACCACCACGACCGUCGGCGGCAAUGGCUACGGAUGUUCAUGGCGAUGGUUUGGAACCCGACCUGUUCCCAAGCUACAGUGGCGAUGAGUUUCCAGAUCACUGGUCAGAAGACCGAAGAGAACGAGCUCGCCACUACUACCGCGCGAUCCCCGAGGAGUUCUACACGACGUCUGGCCGCCGCCCGAUCACUCCCAAGAAUGUUUCAGCAUGGGUGAAGAAGGCGGCUGGCAAGAGCCUUCGGUUUCAGUUUUGGGAGUUGUGCUCUGGAUCCGGCCGACUUUCCUUGUGCUUGCUGAUGGCUCAGUUCAUGGUUGGUUUUCCGGUGGACUACAGAUACUCCUGGGACAUUGGAUACGCUCCCCACCAGGCCUUGCUUCAACAGGUGCAUCGCCAGUUCUCUCCCGACCAUUUGUUUGCCUCUCCGAGCUGCACACCAUGGUCGGUGGCUUCGGCAAGCAAGGACAAGGCCAGGCGAGAUGAGGAGCGGCGGUCGGAACUUCCUACUCUUGAGUUACUCCAUGAUAUGUCGCUUAGCCAGCGCAACCAGGACAGGGACUUUACCUUGGAGCAGCCUCACUCUUCGGCGAUGCUGCGAGAAAGCCCCAUUGUGAAGCUGCUGAACCACUCCGGGGUACGGAUACAGCGCAUGGAUCAAUGUAUGCUGGGAGCGACGGAUGAACUUCAGCGUCCAGUCCGGAAGGCCACGGCCUUCCUGAGCAACCGGCGCGCUGGCGUCGCACCAUCAAGCGAUGCAAUGGCCACAAAGGGUCCCCACGGCGAGCUUCAGGGCCGGUUCAAGGGAUUUGUGGGCCAUCCUUCGUGCGGACAAGGCCUCUACGUGUCCUACCUGGCCGAGGAUAUCACGGGGCCCUUCAAGUUUCUUGCUCGUAGCGGCGACUACUCUCGAGUGUCCCUGGAGGUGCACUCUUCUUUGACGAUUCGCCCGGAGCCCCAACUCUACCUCAAGGCCGCCAUGAUGCAGCUGAUUGAGUCGUGCCUCGAGAUCUUCCAGGCCACGACUUCACGGGACUACGAUCACUGGUUGUCGGAUCCAGUGCUCCUGCGCGUCUUCCAGGACGUGUUCCACGAGAUCAUGAGCGUCCUGGGCGUCUUGGUUUCGUUGAGGCCCUGGCAUCGCAAGGUUCCUGAUCCUUACUUGAGUUCGGCCUGCGCUCCGAUGCGAUUGUUGAUCAGUGGAGAAAUUCGUUCUUGGAAGAUUCACGGCUUGGAAGAUAUGCGGGUGCUCUCCCAUCAUCAACUUCAUGCUCCAGUAGAGGAAGCGGAUUGGCACGUGCACCUCUUUGGCUUCUGUCAGGAUGAUCCAGAUGUGGAUCGCGACGUGCUGGGCUCAUCCUCUGAGCCGAAAAUCCUUAAGCCCCUCUUUGACUUCAAGAAGGUUUACAAGCGGCUCCAGAGUGAGAUCGUCCAAACAGAUCCGGUGACGGCCAAACGUCUUCUCUUGGGGCUUCAUGAGAGGUUCUAUCACUGCCCCAUCACCGACUUCGAGAACAUGUUGUUGCGGGCCGGGCUUUCCUCCGACAUCUUACCACUUGCCGAGGAAGCCGUCAUGAUCUGCUCCAUCUGCCGGAAGUACGUGAGGCUUCCCGACAGACCACAGAUCAAGAUUGGGUCAGCGGCCUCGUCCUUCAACCACCGGGUGCAGAUCGACCUCUUCAUGCACAAGGACACCUGGAUUCUCCUGAAUGUGGACGAGGCCACCCGAUACAAGACAGCCACGGCAGUCAAGUCCCGGGAACACCAGGAGUUGCUCAACAGCAUGUUUCUUUCAUGGUUUUCCAUCUUUGGGCCACCGGCACAGUUGGUGAUGGACCAGGAGACCAGCCUCAUGGGUCACGAGGCCGGCCGGGAACUGGAAAGGUUCAAUGUGGAACGGGUGCCGAAAGGCACGACAGCAGGACCGGCAGGCCACCAACACACUGGGGCGGGCCUUGUUGAGCGUCAUGUGGGCCUGAUGGAAAUCACCAUGAUGAAGCUUGAAGCUGAGCUGGACCGGCAGGGAAUCGCGAUCACCAUCGGCGACCUUGCCAAGGAAGCGGCUAUGGCUCACAACAUCAGCCUCAACUACGGCGGCGCGACUCCCAGCAUGUGUGUGUUUGGAGUGAUCCCUCGGCCCUUCUACCAGGACGACAGCACGGGAAUCUCCACAGCGGUCGGCGCCUUGCAGACCGACGUUGCACCGCUUGAGAAGGUGAUCCGCGUCCGACAGAUGGCUCUGUCGAUGGUUCAACGAGCCGUGGCCAAGGACCGGAUAGCGAGGGCGAACAGAACGCGCACGCGUCAGCUCAAGAUUAGCGAGCUGGGAGACGUGGGAUGGCGUGGACCAGCGGAAUUACUGAAGAUCAACAAGGACGAAGGCGCGGCCAUCCUCUCCUACCAAGGACGCCCGUAUUUGGUCUCGCUCCGCCACAUCCGGCCGCACCAGGCAGGAGUGUUCGUAUUUCUCAACAAGGAACAAGUUGGCGACCUGAUGGAGCUCAAGCACUUGACGGAGAAGCUCUCGCCUUACAAGAUUGCCACCAUCGGCUGGGUUCCAGAGAAGAAAGGUGAACUUGUGACAUGGAGGCGAGCGUCAACCAGUUCCCUCGCCUACUCGGAGGUCUGGCCCAAAAUCAUGAGAUUAGCCUCCGGUCUUUCGAGACACAAUGCCGGAGGAGCCAUGAUCGGCCAAGGUGUCCGUCAGAUCCAGCCACCUAUGGGAUCUUGCGGAGUACUCCUCCUGUGGAGCCACGGCGACUCCGAGCACGCAAGCCACGAGCACAACAACGACAAGCCGAUCGCGCUGAAGAAGUACUUCGUGAACAUCGAGUAUCGCCCCGAGAAGGCCAUGAGAGUGGUUCCCUCCGAAGGAGCGACUGAAAUUGAGGACGACGAAGACGUGAACCAGGACAGCUCUGGCAACAAACGCAAAGGACGCCUGGGGCUCCUGCUGGAUGUCAUCAAGGGCGAGCAAGUGAUCACCAAGGCCCAGCACAAUCUUGUGAACCUCUAUUGGGCGAUGCACUGGACUCAGGCGGUCCCCACGGACUUUCCCAUGGUCUGGUACGGCUGCGACAACAACGUCCAGCUGGCUCAGUGGGACAUCUUCAUGUCUCGCGCCCACGAUGCCUCCUCCGUUCCGGAACACCAGAAGAAGCCAUAUGUGUUCACGUGGCCAGCGAAGCACUUCGAGGAACUCUAUGCGGACCUCUCCAACGGCGAGAUCUACAAAGUGGAUGAUGAGGCCGACAACAUCACGGAGGACGAGUGCUACGACAUCUGGCCACAAGUGGAAGAAGCUGAUGCCGCGGAAAUCAAGCAGUUCGUGGAGACCUCGAGCUUCCAAAAGAUGCACGUGAACUCCCUUACUUCGGAGACUGUCAUCAUUGACAGCGUGUGGGUGCGAAAAUGGAAGCGAGUGCCGGACGGCUCCAGGAAGGUCAAGUCUCGACUGUGCGCUCGAGGAUGCUUUGACAAGCAGAAGGAUCUCCUCACGACCCUCAAGCCCGUGUACGGCCUCUCUGAUGCUCCACUGGCUUGGCAGCUGUGUCUUCACGGCCAUUUCGAGUCACAAGGGGGCGUCCCGUCUCUUAUGGAUGAGAACUUGUUCUAUUGGAGGGACAAGAACAGUGGACGCACCACCUCCCUGGUGACCACACACGUUGAUGACUGCGGCACUGGUGGCAAGAAGGAAUGGCUCGCACGUCAACUACAACUACUUCAGGAGAAGUUCGGAAAGGUGACUCGCCAGGUCCUUCCCUUCAACCACUGCGGAGUUCUGUAUGAGAGGAUUCCCAACGGCUUCAGAAUGUCGCAGGACAGCUUUGCCUUGAAGCUGAAGCCGGCGGAGAUCGCAAGCGCCCGAAAGGAUGACGAGCUCCUUUCACCCAGCGAGGUGACUAUGUUCCGGUCCAUUCUGGGCGGCUUGCUUUGGGUUACGGCUACGUGGCUUGAUCUGAUUGCCGAAGUAUGCGCAUUGCAGGCACAGGUCACUCGUGCCAAAGUGGCACACCUACGACAGGCCAAUGGCGUGGUCAAGCGGGCAAGACAGGAGGCUGGACAAGGUAUGGGCCUCUACUUCCAAAAGCUGGUCAGCCCGCUACGACUGGCAUGUGUGCAUGACUCCUCAGCCGCCGGGAACGUGAGGAACUAUGCCCAGGAAGGUAUAUUGGUCUUGUUGUGCGAGGACCGCAUGGGCCAGUUCGACAGGGGCUACGAGCACGUCUUGGACGACAAGCAGUGCCAGGCUGGCACUUUGGUGUCAGUGAGACUCGCCGAGCUCCUUUACUCCCCAAGGCCUCCAACUCUUCAAAGCCUGAUUGCACAACAAGAACGUGGCGUCGAAGGACUCCCCAUCGACUCGUACACCGACUGCCGCGACUUCUUCGAGCUAGCCUCCGGCGACAAGAAUGCUCCUCAGGACAAGAACCAGCGGCUCUAUGUUCUGUCCUUUAGAGAGGCCAGAAUGUCUGGAAGGGUCAGAUGGAUGUGCUUGACCCCUACGGAGUCGAUGACGGCCGAUGCCCUCACCAAGACGAUGAUUGCCGAGCCGAUGAUGAAGCUCCUCACCACGGGCACGGUGCAGUUUUACAACCAGGAGAAGCACAAGAUGACGCUACGGGCGUUGCCUCGGAUGGACUACAUCGAGGGGCACCACUUCGACAUGCACGACCACGAGCUCAUCAAGAUGAUCACGAAACCCGCAGCCUCUGUCACGGCUUGCGUGGCCUUUGUGAAGCCAAGGUUUCUAUGCUUGGCUAUUUUGGCGACUACGGCUUCGGCUACCACGACUUCACCGCCGUCUACCUCUACGACCUCUGCCAGCUAUGAUGUCGGCUGGAAGUGGAUGAUCACGAUGGUCGCGAUCAUCAUUGCGGCUGAAAGGCGAACUCAAGAUGCCCAGGACUCUGAGAAGGAGACCUACGCGGACCUUCUGCGACAGCUCAAGGAUGCCGAACAGUCUAUGGCUGGUCUGGGCCAGCAGCUGAUGAUGGCUGAACACGAGGUGACUGCGACCGUCUACAACGACCACUACCGCGAGCCCACCUUCCGACUGAGCUCUUUGCUACUGUCGCGACCGGCCGAACUUUUCACAGAGACCGUGAACGGCGAGCGGGGUCGCGACCCACACAUCGGUGUCCAUGGCAUCACCAGCGCGGGGAGUGAGCUUUUCGAGAUCGUGGCCGACGGCGACAUCGUCCGCUUACAGGUGGACUUUUGUCGGAAGAACGAUGCUCCAGCUCUUCGCUUCGUGAGGGGCGAUGGAGCUGAGUCCAUCAGCCCUGGGCAGAGUGGCAUGGAAGGCGUGUCCGAGCAAGUCCACUUCCCCGCGCCGCCGACGACGCUGGCGGGCCAUCGCCUGUUCAACUCCGAGGAAGGACAGUGGAAGGCGGGCGAUGAGAUCCGACCUCCCACCCUUCCCACCGGCUGGAGCUACGAGUUUCCGUCCUUCGCAACGGGUCUCUGCACGGCGAAAGUGCUGCGAGUCCAGCGGAAAGUUCCCAGCAAGGCGGCCUGUGAGAAGAAUUGCGGGGAGUCGAGCACUUGCCACUUCUUCGCCUUCUCAGCAGGAAGCUUAGAGUGCCGGUACUUUCCGGCCUGCGAUCUCGACAGGAUGAACGCCACUGCGGAUUUCACGACCUACAAGAAGAAGCUCAGCUGUGCCACCGCCAUCGCCACGGCGGCAGAGGCCGCGCUGAGCCCGGCGCUUCCGGGCACGAAGACUCGCCACCAAUGCCAGGCAGCUUGCUCAUGGCAAGGUUCUUCUUUCACGGAGUGGA